AUGGCUGAGGCCUACCAAGGCUCCCGGCAUGCCCAAGCUAUGGAGAGAGCCUUCGGCCUGGGGACUCCCCAGACCCCAUGCCGGCUAGAACUAGCCUUCGGCUCCACCCCAGCUUUUUUAAGGGGUACGGCCACGGAGGGAAGUGAAGCAGCUGCACUUUUAUUUUAUUUUUUCCCCUGUGAUCAUUUUGGUUGUACCCAAGGAACACAAAGCAGCUUCAGGUGUUGCCCUCAAAAACAAUCUGCUGGCUCCAAAGCAGGCAGGGGUCAAGGAACGGUGGACAGAUCCACCCCUACUUCAGUCAGACUCUGGAGAGCUCAGCUCUCGGUGCUUCUCCCAGAUGGACCCAGGGAUCACAAAGUAGCUUCAGGUGUGGUCCUCAAAAUCAUCUGCUGGCGACAAAGCAGGCAAGGUUCAAGGAACUGUGGACUGAUGCACCCCUACCUUCAGUCAGACUCCGGAGAGCUCAGCUCUCUGUGCUUCUCCCAGAUGGACCAGGGAUCAACUUUACUGCUUAUUUUGCUGGGCUUCAUGGAUCCAGGACCUGCCCGAUGUUAUCAGUACUGUAAGAAUAAGCCAUACCUGAAGUCUCCUUUCUGUCAUGGUGUUCCGGAUGCUAAAAUCUGCAUCUUUGACCUAGGACAGAAGAAGGCCAAAGUGGACGAAUUCCCACUCUGUGGCCACAUGGUGUCUGAUGAGUAUGAAGAGCUCUCUUCGGAAGCUUGCGAGGCUGCCAGGAUCUGUGCCAACAAGUACAUGGUGAAAAGCUGUGGCAAGGACAGGUUUCAUAUUCUUUUUUUCGGGUUUCAUAUUUGAGUGCAAUUCCAUCCCUUCCAUGUCAUCCGUAUCAACAAAAUGCUGUCGUGUGCUGGGGCUGACAGGCUCCAAACAGGUAUGCGGGGAGCCUUUGGAAAGCAGGGCACUGUAGCCAGAGUCCACAUAGGACAAGUCAUCAUGUCCAUCCGCACCAAACUGCAGAACAAGGAACAUGUGAUUGAGGCUCUGCGUUGGGCCAAGUUUAAGUUUCCUGGUCUCCAAAAGAUCCACAUCUCCAAGAAGUGGGGCUUUACCAAGUCUAAUGCAGACAAGUUUGAAAACAUGGUGUCUGAGAAGCGCCUCAUCACAGAUGGCUGUGGGGUCAAGUACAUCCCAAAUCGUGGGCCUGUGGACAAAUGGCGUGCUCUGCACUCCUGAGAGCCUCGGUGUGGGCUCCUGAUCUCUGCUCACCACCCUA
Messenger RNA from Suncus etruscus (white-toothed pygmy shrew), 1234 nucleotides. Its product is annotated as 60S ribosomal protein L10-like. Gene Ontology annotation, molecular function: structural constituent of ribosome. Gene Ontology annotation, biological process: ribosomal large subunit assembly; translation. The record is from RefSeq and is a predicted model, not a curated record. NCBI's taxonomy places the organism in Eukaryota, Metazoa, Chordata, Mammalia, Eulipotyphla, Soricidae. Gene Ontology annotation, cellular component: ribosome; cytosolic large ribosomal subunit.